GGGAGUGUGUGUGUGUGUGUGAGAGAGAGAGAGAGAGAGAGAGACGGAUAAAGAGUGUUAAAGGGGGACGAAGUGAACGUCUGGCAGUCUGAAGACCCUCAGAGCAGCGAGCAGUGUCGGAGUUAAAGGUAGAGUCUAGAAGUCUCCCUGAGCUCGAGAUGACUCAGAUAGAGAACAUGCUGCCGUACGACAACGGCUACGACCAGGACGAGUACAUGAUGCAGGAGGAGGAGUGGGACAGAGACCUGCUGCUGGACCCGGCCUGGGAGAAACAGCAGCGCAAGACGUUUACUGCAUGGUGUAAUUCCCAUCUGCGAAAGGCUGGCGUUCAGAUUGAGAACAUCGAGGAAGACUUCAGAAACGGCCUCAAACUCAUGCUGCUGCUCGAGGUCAUCUCAGGAGAGAGGUUACCCAAGCCUGACAGAGGUAAAAUGCGAUUUCACAAGAUAGCCAACGUCAACAAAGCUCUCGAUUUCAUCACCAGCAAAGGAGUCAAGCUUGUUUCAAUUGGAGCUGAAGAAAUUGUGGAUGGAAAUGUUAAGAUGACUCUUGGAAUGAUCUGGACCAUCAUCCUCCGAUUUGCCAUCCAAGACAUCUCAGUGGAAGAAACCUCUGCUAAAGAAGGCCUGCUGUUGUGGUGCCAGAGGAAGACCGCCCCCUACAGGAAUGUCAAUAUACAGAACUUCCAUGUCAGCUGGAAGGAUGGCCUAGCGUUCUGCGCCCUCAUACACAGGCACAGGCCUGACCUCAUCGACUACGCCAAGCUCAACAAGGACGAUGCUCUUGGUAAUCUGAAUCUGGCGUUUGACAUCGCUGAGAAGCAUCUCGACAUCCCUAAAAUGCUGGAUGCAGAAGACAUUGUGAACACCCCUAAACCUGAUGAGAGAGCCAUAAUGACCUAUGUGUCCUGCUUCUACCAUGCUUUCGCUGGAGCAGAGCAGGCUGAGACUGCUGCUAACAGGAUCUGUAAAGUAUUGGGGGUGAAUCAGGAGAACGAGAAACUGAUGGAGGAGUACGAGAGACUGGCCUCUGAGCUGUUGGAGUGGAUCAGGCGUACCACCCCGUGGCUGGAGAACCGCGCGUCGGAGAAGACCAUGGCGCUGAUGCAGCGUAAGCUGGAGGACUUUCGUGAUUACCGCCGCAUGCACAAACCGCCCAAAGUGCAGGAGAAGUGCCAGCUGGAGAUUAACUUCAACACCCUGCAGACCAAACUGCGCAUUAGUAACAGGCCUGCGUUCAUGCCUUCCGAGGGCAAGAUGGUGUCGGAUAUAGCGAGUGCGUGGCAAGGUCUGGAGCAGGCGGAGAAGGGUUACGAGGAGUGGCUGCUGACAGAGAUCCGCAGACUUCAGAGAGUCGACCACCUGGCUGAGAAAUUCCGCCAAAAAGCCACCAGCCAUGAGACCUGGGCCUCAGGUAAAGAGGAGAUUUUGACCCGGAAGGACUACGAAUCCGCCUCCUUAAUGGAAAUUCGAGCGUUGCUGCGGAAACAUGAGGCGUUUGAGAGCGACCUGUCAGCUCAUCAGGACAGAGUGGAGCAAAUCGCCGCCAUCGCACAGGAACUCAAUGAGUUGGACUAUCAUGAUGUGGCUGCGGUGAAUCAGAGGUGUCAGAGUAUCUGUGAUGUUUGGGACCAUCUCGGGACGCUCACCCAGAAACGCAGAGAGGCACUGGAGAGGACCGAGAAGCUGCUGGAGACGGUGGAGCAGCUGUUCCUCGAGUAUGCGAAGAGAUCAGCUCCCUUCAACAGCUGGCUGGAGGGAGCCAUGGAGGACCUGCAGGACAUGUUCAUAGUGCACACCAUCGAGGAGGUCCAGAGUCUAUUGGCGGCUCAUGAGCAGUUUAAGUCCACUCUGCCAGAAGCGGACGCAGAAAGGCAGGCCAUACUGGGCAUCCAGCAGGAAGUGCAGAAGAUCUUCCACAGUUACGGUAUUCAUGGCAACCUCACCAACCCCUACAGCACCAUCAGCCCUGAGGAGAUCCUGAGCAAGUGGGAAAAGGUGAAGAAGCUGGUUCCUCAGAGAGAUGGCGCUCUGCAGGAGGAGUUAGCGCGGCAGCACGGUAACGAGAGGCUGCGGCGGCAGUUUGCUGCUCAGGCCAACCUUAUCGGGCCCUGGAUACAGACCAGGAUGGAGGAGAUUGGACGCUGCUCUCUAGAGAUCGGAGGUACUUUAGAGGAUCAGAUGACUCAGCUGAAGCAGUACGAGCAUGUGAUCGUCAGCUACAAACCCAACAUCGACAAACUAGAGGGAGACCACCAGCUCAUCCAGGAGUCCCUCAUAUUUGACAACAAACACACCAACUACACCAUGGAGCAUAUCCGUGUUGGUUGGGAGCUGCUCCUGACGACCGUCGCUCGCACCAUCAACGACAUCGAGACUCAGAUUCUGACCCGCGACGCUAAAGGCAUCAGCCAGGAGCAGAUGAAUGAGUUCCGCUCCUCCUUUAACCACUUCGACCGGAAGAAGAACGGAGCGAUGGACACCGAUGACUUUAGGGCCUGUCUCAUCUCCAUGGGCUACGACCUGGGCGAGGUGGAGUUUGCCCGGAUCAUGAUGCUGGUUGACCCGAACGCGACGGGGGUCGUGACUUUCCAGUCUUUCAUCGACUUCAUGACCAGAGAGACCGCGGACACUGACACGUCCGAGCAGGUCGUCGCUUCCUUCAGGAUCCUUGCUGCAGACAAGCCAUAUAUCCUGAUAGAUGAGCUGAGGAGAGAGCUGCCCCGGGACCAGGCUGAGUACUGCAUCUCCAGAAUGCCGCCCUACACCGGUCCUGGGGCCGUCCCGGGAGCCCUGGACUAUACCGCCUUCUCCACCGCCCUCUACGGAGAGAGUGACCUUUAA
Molecule: messenger RNA, 2843 nt
Organism: Colossoma macropomum (tambaqui)
Lineage: Eukaryota; Metazoa; Chordata; Actinopteri; Characiformes; Serrasalmidae
Gene: actn2b
Product: actinin, alpha 2b
Exons: 21
Coding region: 159-2843 (894 amino acids)
Biological process (GO): muscle cell development; actin cytoskeleton organization
Cellular component (GO): cortical actin cytoskeleton; cell projection; cell junction
Molecular function (GO): actin filament binding; calcium ion binding
Source: RefSeq, a predicted model, not a curated record